Candoia aspera is the source of this 1865-nucleotide messenger RNA. RefSeq names its product low density lipoprotein receptor adapter protein 1-like. The transcript is spliced from 7 exons. The record is from RefSeq and is a predicted model, not a curated record. Lineage: Eukaryota; Metazoa; Chordata; Lepidosauria; Squamata; Candoiidae. Bases 74 to 772 code for a protein of 232 amino acids.
UCGACAUAGAGAAGUCCCACCCACCGCCCGUAGAGCGGCCAAGACUCAGCCCGAGGGUCCUCUCUUCCUAGUGAUGGAAGCGCUCCGGGCUGCGGGACGAGCUGUGCUCCGGAGUCCCAGCCUCGCCCGCCACCGCUUGGGCGUCGCCCGCCUUCGCCGCCACCGACAAGAACUCCCUGAAUCCUGGGCUGACAUGCGUGAGCCCCUCUUGGAAGGCAUGAGUUUUGCCCUGAAGUACUUAGGCAUGACAUUGGUGGAAAAGCCCAAAGGGGAGGAUAUGGCAGCAGCUGCCAUCCACCGGAUCAUUGCCAUGGCUCGGGUGGGGCCUAAGAAGUUCCAGAAGAUGAUUCUGACUGUGUCACCCAGAGGCCUCUCUUUGCAAGAUGCUGAGACCAAGGAAACAAUUGAAACCAUCUCCAUUUACAGGAUUUCCUACUGUACCACAGACAAGCUGCAGAACAAAGUUUUUGCUUAUGUGGCACAGAACCCUCAGAGCGGUGCACUCGAAUGCCAUGCUUUCCUAUCACCGAAGAAGAAGAUUGCCCAGGCUGUGACUCUCACCGUGGCACAGGCCUUCCAAGUGGCCUUGGAUCUCUGGCAAGCAGCACAGGCAGGCUCCAGGGAGGAAGAAAAGCACCUUCCAAGGCCAAUGUGCCCCAUAGAAAGCACUUGUCAGCCAGUCAGGACACCUCUGGGCAGCCCCCCGUUCAAAACAGACUUUGAGGAUGAAGAUGAUGAGGAAGGAGAUCUUAAUGAAGCCUUCUCUGGGUAGGCAUUUGAUGCCUAUGUCAGGUUCAGGCCUGGGAGGCCAGAGCCCCGGGUGUCUCAAGGCUGGGAAAUACUUGGCUGGAGUCCCCCGUGGCUGCAAGACUAAUUGACUAAGUAGCCUGGCAGGUGUGUGGGUGGAUAGGGGUAGGUUAGACUUGCCUUGUCUUGCUGCUGUAAUGUGUCUUUGCUUUCUACUUCAAAGCUGCAUGGAGGAGGGGGACUGCCCCACCACAGGUAAUAAACUCGCUGUCUAACUUUGCCAUCACCAUGUUCACUUUUCCAGGUUUACCUCGUAAAAAAAGUGGGAGUAUGGAAGCCUGCUAACGUUUCUGUUUUGUCCUGUCCACAGUGUCCACGGUUAGCCUCCUUUCUUGAUUGUGGUGGGAGAGCAGUACUGUAAUCCAAAAUUUUCCAAAGCUUGUUUUUCCUUGUAUUUCUCACUAUAUGCCCCAACUGGAAGAAGGCACCUCUCACCUCAGUGGUUUUACUGAUAACUUUGUAUUUCAGAUGCAGGGAGCCUUACCUUUGGGAGCUCCCCAGACACACAACUCCACUCAGUGGCAGCCUGGGGAUGCAGUCCUCCCAGCAAUUGCCUGCCUCCAGGGACACUUUUCUAAAUCUCCUGUGGCUGUCAUCACUAUUCAUCUCCAGCACCACUUUGUUAUCUGCAGUGCAUAAAGAAUGGGCUGACUUCCUUCUCUCCAGCCAUAGGCCCCCUUGCCUUUAAUUACUGUGUGUUGUUCAGAACUUCAAGUCAAUACCUCCUAGAAGCAUCAAGGUGCCCAAUAGUUCUCCAGGCACUUCAUUGGUUCUACUCCAAAAACUAUAUUCUGCAGGGAUGCCAGAACCCCUGUGCUCGGUAAAGGCAAUAGAUACUUUUUUUAUACUAGGGCAUUGCCCUGAAUACAGAGGUAGGUGCUAUGUAGCAAAAGCAAUCAGACUUGUAAUCAGUUUCUUGCCCCACUGAAUGGGGGUGGGGGGGCCUUGUGGAGGUAGAAAAGUUCUGGCUUCUGUUUUACUUGAGAGGGUGAUCCCCCGCCCCCAAUCACUCAUCACUGCCAAAUCACAGCUUUGUAGCAAAAGACUAAUUUUUAAUG